GCUGUGUAACUUAACCUAACUUUUGUACUCAUUUUGGAUUUGGAUAAAAUUUUGUAAAUUACGAAAAAGAAAAAUUGACUCUCUGAAAAUGAACGGCGAAACUACUAUCGAUACAAACGAUUUCUUUUUAAGGGAAAUUCCCGAGGUGAAGAUAAGCAAUAAGCCUGUUGUAAGGAGUAAACCAGUAAAAGAGGAAUUGCAGGUCCUAACUUUAUCUGAUGUUUUACAAGAAAAAAUUAUGGAUACAUUACGAUACAUUUACGGCUCGGACUUUAAGCUCAACGAUAGUUCUAGUUAUAAGGAAACUAAAUCUAAUUUGUUGAAGAAGUAUUGGGUAGGACAAGGAUCUUUAAUUGUUAAGGGCGGCGUGGACUUUUCCCAGCAUAAAGAUAAAUCUACCGAGGAAGCCGAUCGUUUGAGGCAAUUUGGACUUUUACGACUCGAGAGUUAUGGUUUCCACAAAAACCAUUGCCUAGAAGCUUAUAACUAUUGUAAAGGUGACAUUGAUGACUCGAUAUACCUUCUGUUUCAAAAAUACUUUAACUGGAACACUCCGAUAAGGGAAAUUGAACAUGAACUGUCGGCAAAAGAACUUCAAGAACAAAGGCUGGACGAGAAAAGCUCCUUAGAAUCGAUAUACGAGAAAGCGUUCUCCUCGAAAACAGAUAAUGUAUGGAUUUUAACGUUAAAUUUAACCUACUUGGUCGAUAUCUUUCAUAACAAAGAAAAAAUUCAUAACAGACCCGUUAAAAAAGAUAAAAGAGAGAAAUGCAAAAAUAUCAUAAGGGGUCAUUGCAAAUUCGGCGAUAAAUGCAGGUUUUCCCACGAAGUAGAGACCAAAGAGGUUGACCAAAAUUCACAUUUAAACGAUUUCGUGUUCGAGCUAGAAAUUAGAUUUCCCACAAAUACACAAUACCCGUACGAACCGCCUAUAAUAUUUUUGAAAACUAACGCAGUUCUACCUCCUUUAGUUAACCUUCAUAUAUGCAAAAGGCUGUAUGAAGAAGCUAAAAUUCUAGCGGAAGACGGCAUACCGAGCGUUUACUCGAUAACAGAAUUAUUACAAAACGAAGAUGUGAUCGUUCAACAUUUAAAAGAAGAAAUCGAUUUCAUAUCGCCCCGACAGAAGCUAUUCGACGAGAAGAAGUACAUCGAGAAACCUCAAUACAAACCCAAGCAUUUCACCAAAGGAAACGUGGGGCGAUCGAAUAAAAAAGAAAUCAGUUCGGAGCAACUUAAGCGAGACGAUAAACGAAUUGUAGAGAGUUAUUCCGCCAAAUUAAAGGACGAGAAAUACAAGAAAAUGCUAAACGUGCGCAAAAAUCUACCAGCUUGGACUUUAAAGAAGCACAUUUUGAACGUCAUUAGUCAAUCGCCCGUUGUCGUUAUAAGCGGAGAAACGGGCUGUGGUAAAAGUACUCAAGUGCCCCAAUUCAUCUUAGAUGGGUGGAUAAAAAAUUACGAAAGCGACAACAAUCAUGUAGAGAUCGUUUGUACGCAACCUAGGAGAAUUUCUGCAAUAGGUGUAGCGGAAAGAGUGGCCGACGAGCGAGUAGAAAAAAUUGGAAACACCGUAGGUUAUCAAAUACGAUUAGAGAGUAAAAUGUCCUCGAACACUAGACUAUCCUUUUGUACUACCGGAAUACUAUUGAGACGAUUAGAAGGCGAACCGACUCUACCGAACGUCACUCACAUUAUAGUGGACGAAGUGCACGAACGCAGUGAAGAAAGCGAUUUCCUGCUGUUAAUCCUGAAAGAACUACUGCAAAUUCGCACCGAUUUAAAAGUGAUACUGAUGUCCGCUACCGUCAACGCGUCGUUGUUUUCCGAAUAUUUCGGCGAUAUACCGAUUGUUAAUAUACCGGGUAGAACGUUUCCAGUGGAACAGUAUUUCCUCGAAGACAUCAUGGAAACCGCGGGGUACGUCCUCGAGGAAGGCUCGGAGUAUUGCAGGAAAUUGAAACCGGACGAUGAUUACGUAGAAGUCAUGACCUCGGCCAGUGAUCUCGAUUCCGAAAACAACAAACCAAGGGACAAUGUUAGAGAUGAAAAUUUGAAGGCGUUGCAGAUUUUAGCGAGAUAUGGAAGUUACAGUUUGACAACCUGCAAAAAUAUUUAUUGCCACGAUCCGGACAAAAUCAAUUACGACCUGAUAGAAUCGGUGCUGGAAUGGAUCGUGUCAGGAGAUCACCGAUACCCAAUGGUCGGUACCAUUCUGAUUUUCUUGCCGGGUAUAGCCGAAAUUACAACUCUCUAUGAUCAAUUGAACGUUCACAAGGAAUUCGGAAGAAGGACCGGAAAAUACGUUUUACUCCCCCUACAUUCGUCGCUAACCAGCGAAGAACAAGCAGCUAUAUUUAAAAAACCGAAACCAGGCCAACGAAAGAUCGUCAUAUCAACGAACUUAGCCGAGACCUCCGUUACGAUAGACGAUUGCGUGUUCGUGAUCGAUUCGGGAAAAAUGAAAGAGAAACGGUUCGAUCCCAACAGGAACAUGGAGAGUCUCGAGACCACGUGGGUAACGAGAGCGAACGCUCUCCAGAGGAAAGGUCGAGCCGGUAGAGUGAUGAGCGGCGUUUGCAUCCACCUGUACACUAGCUACAGGUUUAAAUACAACAUACUGGCGGAGCCCAUACCGGAGAUUCACAGGAUACCACUCGAACAGUUGAUUUUGAACAUUAAGGUGCUGCAAAAUUUCGAAAACCGGGAUCUAGUUGAUGUUUUAGAAGCUUUCAUCGAACCGCCUACAAAGGAAAAUACCCUUACGGCUAUAAAAAGAUUAGAAAACGUCGGUGCAUUGGAUAAAGACGAUAAUCUAACGCCUCUGGGUCACCAUUUGGCUAUGCUGCCUGUUGAUGUGAGGAUAGGUAAAUUGAUUCUAUAUGGUGCAAUAUUCAGUUGCCUAGACGCAGCUUUAACAAUGGCAGCUUGCCUUAGCUCAAAAUCACCGUUCGUAUCUCCAUUUGGUAAAAGAGAAGAGGCUAAUAAGAAGAAACAAACUUUCGCCGUAGGUCUUAGUGACCACAUAACUACAUUAAAUGCAUACAAGAAAUUUUUAAGUCUCUACAAGAAGACAUCUGUGGGUGCUCGGAACUUCGCCAACGAAAACUUCCUUUCGUAUCGAACUUUAACCAGCAUAGCUGAUAUUAAAAAGCAGUUUCUGGAAUUGCUGGUGGAUAUUGGUUUCGUGCCGAUUAAUUUGAAUUCACGAAAGCGAUUAGGAUGGGACGAUGUGUUCGAAAUCACCGGAGCAGAGUUAAAUAAAAACGGAGAGAAUAUGCGUUUGCUGGCGGCUAUCUUAUGCGCAGCUUUGUAUCCUAAUGUGGUUAAAAUUUUAACGCCUUCCAAAUCGUUUACUAUGAGCGCUGCCGGAGCUGUUCCCAAAGAAAACGAAACCAAAGAUUUGAAAUUUACUACAGCUCAAGAAACGGUUUUUAUGCAUCCCAGUUCGGUGAAUUUCCCCUCGCGACACUUUCCCAGUCCCUAUUUGGUGUACCAAGAGAAAAUUCAGACCAGCAAAGUGUUUUUCAGGGAGUGCACGAUGGUUCCGGUGUUGCCUUUGAUACUAUUCUCUUCGUACGAUUUGAAUGUUAAUGUACAGGGUGGUAGCACUUUUAUCGUGUUGGAAGAUGGCUGGUUGGUGUUUCAAGUAGAGGAACAUGGAAUUGCGGAGAUGAUCAAGCUAAUCAGGGUGGAGUUUUUCAAUUUGUUGGAGGAGAAAAUUCGGGAUCCUCUUUUGAAUAUAGUACAUGACAAUAGGGGCGAGAAAAUCAUAUCGACCAUUUUAGGUUUGAUCAAUGUCUAGAACAACACUGCCAAAAUAAUGUACAUUAUUUAUUUUUGUAAAGGUUUUUGUACAGGAUAAAAAAUUGUUUUUAUUUUGUUUAUAAAUUUUAUCUAAUGUAGA
Molecule: messenger RNA, 3907 nt
Organism: Phyllotreta striolata
Lineage: Eukaryota; Metazoa; Arthropoda; Insecta; Coleoptera; Chrysomelidae
Source: the annotation of a GenBank genome assembly